Solenopsis invicta (red fire ant) is the source of this 3933-nucleotide messenger RNA. RefSeq names its product choline transporter-like protein 1. Gene Ontology annotation, molecular function: transmembrane transporter activity. NCBI's taxonomy places the organism in Eukaryota, Metazoa, Arthropoda, Insecta, Hymenoptera, Formicidae. The coding region runs from base 1219 to 3015 and encodes 598 amino acids. Gene Ontology annotation, biological process: transmembrane transport. Gene Ontology annotation, cellular component: membrane. The record is from RefSeq and is a predicted model, not a curated record. The transcript is spliced from 18 exons.
UACUCGCACACGAACGAGGGUUCCGUUGCCUGGCGACGGUAAACCGGAGCGGCGGCGUCACGUCGGGGAUUCGAGAAAGGAUGAGGAUUGCCGUACAGUCCGGGCGAUCCUUCCCUCGGGGUGGCGAGUAGAAAAAUUCGCGUCUCGUGGCCAACAUUUCACGCGGAUCGAGUGCCGCGCGAGAUUUCGCGCAAAAUCCCGUUCGCGAGGAUCGCAUCGACGCGCCGACUUUAACGUAACGCUCUCGAGUUUACGUAAACGUCGUUGCGAAAUUAUCUGAGGACUGGCGCCAUAGGCGCCCGAUUGGCACGGAAGUUGAAUUUCUAGGAGGCGAUUCGUUCCUCCGGAUCGUUAUCGGCAAAACGGUGAUAUCAUUGCAAAUCGAAGGCGAAUAUGCGAAGGCAAUUCGCGCUUCGCAUAAUUCGUUUGCCAUCCGCAUAUCGCAAAUUACAACUCUCUCUCUCUCUCUCUCUCUCUCUCUAUAGAGAUGUAAAACGAUGCGCACCGGGACCGAACUUCAACAACCGGCAAUCUUAAUGCAAACGCAUUAAUGCGAGUAAUAUAUUCCGUAUCCGAUCUUCCGAGGGAAAUUGCUUUCCGCCAGGCAUCGCUCCUGCGAGUGCGUGCCAACGGUGAAUGUGUGCGUGCGUACAUGGCAUCUCGCGAAUACACAUCAACAUCGCGCGAAUCCAAUAACCGAGUCGCGAAAUUACUCUUCGCGUAUUUCCACUUUGACCUUUGACUCGACCCGGUAUUGGUACCUCGAGGGUCGCGGGGAAAUGGAUUUCGGUAUCUCGGUAUAGGAGUCACGACGGCGAUACAUCUGAGGUACCGCGACUGUUGAGGAGAGCAUCGAUCGUCGAGUACCGCGAGAAACCGUGUACGCGAGAUCUUUGGCGCUGGACCAAAGCGAGAGCUACGAAAUAUAUACUCGACCCGCCCGUGAGUCGUAGACAAUUUUCGCAAACUCGUUGGACCUCUGCCCGAGAAAGAGGAAGAAAGAGAAAAGGAGAGAGAUAUUCCGCCAUGGAGUCGCUGUUGGAGGAGGGGAGACGGUCCUUUACGCAAACGUCAACGACGUCAUGUAAGACAAGCGAGAUCACCAUCUGAGAACCUGGCGCGUGUACGGAGGCGAUAGACUUGUCGAAGGGCGACCAGAAGGAGGACGAGCACGAUCGUUUGGAGGAGCAGGAGCCAGUCGCCCCGGCGAGUGUAGAGAUGGGUUGCUGCGGUUGUGCGGACGAGCCCUCGUCCAAAGUGGAACCCACGACACCCGAUAAUCAAGGCUCGCCGUCGAACGUUUCAACGCAGAUAUACGUAAAGAAUCGAUCAUGCACCGAUUUUUGGGCCGUGAUCCUGAUGCUCGUUCUCGCGGGUGGUUUCAUCUUCAUGAUGACGAAUGUGGUGAAGAAGGGUGACAUUUACCGCGUGAUACAUGGAUUUGACGAUUGCGGAAAUGUCUGUGGCCGCGUCACCCCGCACGAAAACGACCCGCAAUUCGACUGCAAGGGCGCCGACUACACCAAAAAACCGUAUCUCGAGAUUGAUUUCGAAAUGAAUGGUAUGAAGAACCGUACGUGCGUGGCGAACUGCAUAGUGGACGAGACCAAAAUAUUAUUCCUGAAUCGCUGUAUGCACAAAAAAGUGACAGAAACCAUCAGUUCCAUAAUAAGGACUCUUCGUUUGGACAGCUUUUACAACGAUGCAGUUACUGAUUUGGGACUUGCAUGGCACGAAUUGAUUUACCUUUUACUUAUAGCUUUAGCACUUUCUCUCGCAAUUUUGGUGGCCUUCCGCUAUAUGGUACAAUAUGUCAUUUAUAUCGUAUUAAUUGGCGCAGUUUUGGCUUGCAUCGGCGGCACAACGUAUCUCUGGCUGGCGUGGUAUCGCGAGAAGAAGGGUUUGGAAAGGGGCGACAUUCACCCGGAGGAUUCUAGCGUGGAGCCCUACUUCAUCUACGCUAUUAUUAUGUCGGUCGUUGCUGUUAUCGUACUCCUGGUGAUUCUGGUGAUGAGGAAGAGAAUCGAGCUAGUCAUGCAGCUUUUCCGGGAGGCGGGUAAAGCCGUGUACUCGAUGCCGGCAUUGCUGUUUCAGCCGAUUUAUACGUAUCUAUUGAUCGGUGCCACGGUAGUGGCGUGGAUCUACUGUAUGUUGUGGAUUGAAAGCGCCGGUGACAUUUACAAGAAUAAAAAAGAUCAUAUUCGUUUCAAGAAGGAUGGAUUACUCAUUGCAACGAGGUGGUACAAUCUGUUUUUAUUCUUCGUGGCGUGUGAAUUCUAUUUGGGUUGCCAACACAUGGUCGUCGCUUGCGCUGUUGCUCGAUGGUUCUUUACAAGGGACAAAAAUCGUCUUUCCUUACCAGUGGUAAAAGGCUUCGGACAUCUUAUAAGAUAUCACAUGGGUACUGUGGCUUUUGGAGCUUUAAUAAUAGGCAUUGUUCGAGUGAUCAGAGCCAUGAUAUCCUUCGUCCAGAAUCAUCUGAAAGGCUAUGAUAACGCUUUCGUGAAAGGAAUAUUAUGGUGUUGUCAAUGCUGUCUCUGGUGUUUCGAAUGUGCACUAAAAUUCCUUACCAGGAAUGCUUACAUCGAAACAGCCAUAUACGGAUGCAACUUUUGCACGGGCGGGAAGAAGGCGUUCCAAGUCUUGUCCAGCAACAUCUUGCGAGUAGCGGCGAUUAACAGCGUUGGUGAUUUCGUUCUAUUUCUGGGUAAAGUCCUUGUCGUCACUCUUACGGUCGUUUCAGGAAUUUAUUUGAUGCAGGUACAGAAAAAGGAAGGACUUAAUCAUCCUUGGAUACCAAUUACUCUCGCGGGGAUAUUCGCAUUUUUAGUCGCGCAUUGCUUCAUAUCUAUCUACGAGAUGAUUAUUGACACGAUAUUUAUAUGCUUUUGCGAGGAUUGUGAGAAGAAUGAUGGCAUAAGCAGGCCUUAUUACAUGAGCCGCGGUUUGAUGGAAUUCGUGGAGAACAGCAAGAAAGCUCUGAGGCAAUUGGAACAAGAUUCUGCGGCCUCGUAAACGUUAGGAAUUAAAUUUCUGUUGAAAGAAUGUGUUGUGGACCAUUUCGGACAUUCAAUGUUUGGCCUGUGUAAGCGGCGUAGAAAUUCUCAUGAGAGGAUAUUGAAGAUUCGUUUAAUAUAUGAAUCUGAGAGAUAAUCGCGAAAUUGCAAAAGAGACAGAAAUAGCUUCUUUCGUAUACGCCGUCUUCUCUUAGUAUGCAUCACGAUUAUCGAAGUCGUUCCACAUCAGCGAAGUGUGCUGCUAAUGCGCACAAUCGGUUGUUCCGAUCAAUCCAACGGACUGACUACGACUGAUUACGAGGAAUGUUACGAAUCAUUCUAUUUUCGAAGUUCCUAUUUCUAAAAAAAUAUUUUUUAUAUGACAGGAUAGCUUUUUUACAUAAACUUAAACGAGACAGACGCGAUACUCGUACAAUUGUUGCGAAUACGCUGAAUUUGGCAGCCUGAUCUUUAUAUGUCUUCGUAUAGUCACAAGUGAUUAGUGAACAAAUUAACUUAUAAGAUACCUUAUAAGGAUACCUAUUAUGUAUCAUAUAACUUGGUCAGAAUUACAAAAGUGAAGUAAAUUUACCAAUUUAUUGAUCAAUGAAAUUAAUAUUCUAAUAAAUUCACUCGUUUUUGUAAUUUUCAAGUUCUGUGAUCCGUAAUCAAAUCCCUGUUCUAUGUUCUUAGAAUAUAAGUUUACACGUAAAGUUAUAGCGUUAUGAGUGUUAUGUACUCGUUCUCUAUCGCUGUAAAUAUAUCUUUCUUUCUUAUAAACAAGUGCCUACGAUAAAUAAUUUUUCAUUUUGAUACAAGUGCCGUGUAAGAUAUAAGUAGACAGUGCUAAUGAUGUAGUCAUUGCUAUUUAGAAAGAAUACGUAAGAUUAAUAUUAUAUUGUAUGUUAUUAACAAAUAAACCUACAAUUGCAUAAAA